Molecule: messenger RNA, 1122 nt
Organism: Adineta ricciae
Lineage: Eukaryota; Metazoa; Rotifera; Eurotatoria; Adinetida; Adinetidae
Source: the annotation of a GenBank genome assembly
AUGGCUUUAGCCUAUAAUAUGAAAAUUACUCCUUCGUCUGAAUCGAAACAACGAAUUUGGUCGACUACUGUUGAUCAACGAUGGAUUAGCAAUCUCGAAAAUGCGAAAUUUAUUGAUGGCCAUGAUUUAUUUACCUAUUUUCUACCUCGAUACAACGAUCGAAAUAAAAAGGCUUUAUUAGAUGAUUUAAUUCUGAACAAGAAAUAUAUUCCAUCUAAAAAACAAAUACUAAUCUCACGUUUCAUUCCAAGGUCAUUACCCGACUACUACACUUACGAAAAUCAUGUUGAUUCGACAAAAUCGUACGAAUUUCUUCCUGACGUGUUCGACUAUAAGCCAAUCGGUGGUUUGCAUACUAUCGAAUGGUAUAUGAACUUUGCUAAUCAUGACAUCUUUGCUUAUUACCAUAGUAGUUUACUCGCACAAGAUGAAUUACAAGUACUUGAAUGUCCUCAAUUAGCAUCUCUAAGAGAAUUUUUACUCAAGCAGAAUAGAUCAACGGAUAAUGGUGAUCAACCUUUCGAUCCUCAUGUUAUUGAAGGUAAUUCGCCUUAUCCAAUAUUGAUCGGUAAUGUUGAACGUGCAAUAGAAUUGAAUACAACAAAUUUAUACGGUCACAAAUUCUCUACUUCGUCGGAAUCUACCGUUUUGAGCUCAUAUACGUAUCUUGAUUCACGUCAGAUUAUUAAUUUGAUUGCUAUCGAAGCUCCCAAAUAUGGCUCUGGCUUCUAUACUCAUAAACAAAUUGAAUAUAUUCUUCAGGCGUGUUUCACUGCAUAUAGUGCAGCUAGAGCAUUGGCCAAUACCAUUUAUAAUUUAAAAACAGAUCAAUUACCAAGAACACCUUUGAAAACAUACGUUCAUACUGGCUGGUUCGGUUGCGGAGCUUAUGGCGGCGAUCGAACGAUCAUGAUUAUAUUACAAAUCUUAGCUGCUAAAAUGGCCGGCAUCGAUAAACUUAUAUUUCAUACCGUCACAAACGACUGUGAUCGAGAAAUAAAAAGUGCCAAAAGUUGUUUGGAAAAUCUAUUGCAUAGAGGUCAAAAUAAAGUGUCAAUGAAUGAGCUUAUCAAACGACUCAUUGACAAAGGAUUUCAAUGGGGCGCCAGUAAUGGAACAUAA